Messenger RNA from Rotaria sp. Silwood1, 1236 nucleotides. The record is from the annotation of a GenBank genome assembly. NCBI's taxonomy places the organism in Eukaryota, Metazoa, Rotifera, Eurotatoria, Philodinida, Philodinidae.
AUGGAGAACAUCGAACUCUUCAAUCAAUCUAUUCCUAAUUAUCAAACAUAUGAUGCAUCUAUGUUCAGAUCAAUAAAUUUCACAACUAACGAAACAUUUUUACCAACACAUAACUGUUCAUUACAAGCUCGUCUUUCUACACAGACUUAUUUAGCUUUUGCAUCAAUUAAGUCAUUAUAUUUACGUUCACUUAUUGGACCAGGCAUAUUACUUAAUUUACUUUGUCUAUUUAUACUUUCUCGACCAAAAUUAUCAAAUAAAUCAACAACAAUUAUAUUUUUACGUGUUCUUGCACUUUUCGAUAUAUUAUCAAUUAUACUUAAAUACAUUCGGGCAGAAAUCAAUUAUCAAUCAACUAAAAAUGGCCAUAAGAUAUUUUUAUUAACUCCAUCAGCUUGUAAAAUAUUAUAUGUAUUAAUGAAUGCAUGCAUUUCAAUUACUAUGUGGACAAUUGUUUUAAUGAGCUUAGAUAAAGCUGUUGCUGUUAGUUAUCCACUUAAAUCACAUAUAUGGCUAACCAACAAGCGAGCAUAUCAGAUCUCUUGUUGUACUAUUAUUACACUUUUGCUUGUGAAUUUAUCAUUCAUUAAAUAUUCUGGCAUAGUCCACACAAAAAAAGAGCCUAAAUCCUGUACAUUAAAUACUAUUCCAAUUACCUUCGAUGUACUGACUGCUUCAAUUCUGCCUAUAGGUCUUAUUACAACUGCUAAUAUCGUUAUUGUAGUUGUAUUACAUCGUACUCGAUAUGCUUGGCGAAUGACUGAAGAUUCUAACAAACAAGCGGCUGAUUCAAACUUCUUCAAAACAAAUUUAUCAAAAACAUUACUUCGUCGACGUUAUUCCCAUAGUUUAGCAACAACAAGAGUCGAAUUAAUAUUAGCUACAAAAAGACGUGUAAAUGCACAAAUUACACGUAUGCUGCUAGCUGUUACAUUAUCAUUAAUUAUAUUGAAUAUUCCUAAUACAAUAUUUUUUGUUUAUGUUAACAUUUAUGAUAUAGGAAAAAAAUUCAAGAAACAUCCAUGUUUAGAUAUUAGUGACGGUGAUAUAUUAUUAUAUAAAUAUGUAUUUUAUUCAAGCGUUAUACAAGAUAUAUUAUCGGAUUUACCUCAUGUAGUUAAUUUUUUCUUAUAUUAUUUAGCCGGGAAAAACUUUCGAAGUAUAUUUAUAAAUGUAUUUCAUCAAUUUCUUGCUGAUUUUCAUUUAAUAAAACAAAAGAAAAGACGUCCUCUGUGA